This is a messenger RNA of Anas platyrhynchos (mallard), 7599 nucleotides long. The record is from RefSeq and is a predicted model, not a curated record. Lineage: Eukaryota; Metazoa; Chordata; Aves; Anseriformes; Anatidae.
UGUCACGCGGAAAAGCGGCGGUGCCGGCGGAGGCUGCGGCUGCGGGGCCCGGCGGGCUGUCGGCGGCGGGGCCGCGCUGAGGGCACGGGCUCGAGGCUGCCGCCGCCGCCCCGCGCUGCUCCCGGUGCCGUGAGGAGGGCGCUGCCGGCGAGUCCCCGGGCGGCCGAGGCUCGUCGUCACGCAGCUCGGUGCGGAGCCGGCCCGGCGGCUGUGUGCUCGCAGCUCCGGGCGGGAAGGGGCCGUGGUCGGCACCGCAGGGCUUCUGGAACGCAGCGUGAGGGCACUGAGGGAGGCACCGCGGCGCUCGGGUUGGUGUCGUUUCAUGGCGUCACCUAGGAGGUGCUCAGAAACGAAAAACACCCCUCUCACCUAGAAACAAAAAGACACUCAAGCGAGCCGCACAGAUAACUUGCAGUGUUUGUGCCAAAAAAGUUUGUGUUUGGUUCCUUAAUUUAGGAGGGGAGCGUGGUACUUUUCAGUAUAUAACUUUUUCCUCCCUACUUUUUUACCCGUGUAUGAUAUUGUCUUGUCUUGUGAUAGGCUUUGCUGGAUACCCAAAACCACUGCUAGACCACGAUGUCCCUUGACUUUGAUAGUGGAGCUCUACAAACUCAACAUGAUGAUGAAGACUAUGACCAAGAGGACUACGCAAGAGAACAAGAGGUUUCAAAAAAAAGUUUAUGUGAUGGUUUUCAUAACUAGCAUACCACCAUUUUGGUUUAGACUUAUAUUCUCUUUGAUACGAGCAAAAUACAGGGUACAGACUUUUGCAAAAGGGACAUAUAAAGUAUGAGAUAACGAGAUGGUGCAUCUUAAGCAAUGGCAUAUGUAGAGACUGGAAGGCUGUAAUCUGUUGCUGAGGCAGUAGAUAGAGCGCUAAAAGGUGCAGUUGCUCUACUUUUUCUGGUCUUUUUUUUUUUUCCACAGAUUUUAUGCUUACUGUAAUUACUUAUGAAAGAAAAGUGUUGCUCUCUGUGAAAAUCUACUUAGCCCAGAAAAAAACGAGUAACCACUUUUAUAAGCUACUGAUUAUAAAUUAGAUCCUCCAAUACCUAGAAAAAUAUAUUAUUUUUUUUUUAUUUAGUGGAAAUAUUUUAGGUGUUUCUAUUCUGUUUGUUUCAUAAAGGAAAUUAGCAAAAAUAUGCAUUUGAUAUGAAUGUGUGAAGUGGUUUUGUAUGGGUAGGUAAAUCAUGUUCACAUGAGGUAGCUUCCCUGAGAUGGUGUCCCGUUCUUUAGCAUAGGUAAUGUAAAGACAAAUUCACAAAAACAUGUACAAAAACAAUAGAUGCAUGACUUCUAAAGAUGUUACUGCAAACAUGAUAGAGAACCUUACUUCAGACCCAAAACUUUCUACUCUGAUAAAGAAUAUUGUUCAGGGAGUUGAGAGAAGCAGCACUCCUACGAGGAAAUGCUGGGAGCAGAGUCUGUUCAGUCUGGAGAGGAGAAAGUUUGGGGGUGAUCUUAUCAUUGUACGUAAAUAUUGGAAGGGAAGGUGUAAAGAAGACAUAGCUGCGCUCUUAGUGCUGCCCAGUGAUAGAACAAGAGGCAAUGAGCACAAACUGAAACACAGGAGUUUCUAAGAGUAAGGAAACGCUUUUUUACACGUGUAUUUCUCUCAGUAAGAGCAGGCUUUGAAUGUCCAGUACCUCUUACCCAGCGUAAAGGGAAGAGAUAUCUCAGCAUGAUCACUAACAGAUUAUCCUAGGACACAUCUCUCCGGUAGCCUCUCCCUUAACUGUUCUGGGUGUGAUUCUUUUUGUCACAGGACUUUACCAGAAAAAUUCCUAGGUUGGUAACUGUAGUCUCUUAAGCAUUGUGUGGUGCAAAUCUCUGUGAAUUCCAGUGUUGUCAAAGAAUGAUGUCCUUUUCAAUGGAGGAAGAAAGUCAGGGUUUUGUGCAAGUGGCCUCUUUCAUCUGUGUGUGCCUGUCUUUGCAUGAAGUCGUAUAUGAUCUUUUGAAAUGUAUAUGGUUUGUUCUGCUUCAGCUGCAACAACUCUUGACAGACCUUCCCCAUGAUAUGCUGGAGGACAGUGGAGACCAGCUCUCCAGCUAUUCAGACAGUAGCACUCAUGAGAGCGAGGAGCAGUCAGUUGAGCCUCGGAAGCCUGAUGGACGGUGGAAUGAUCAUCCACUGGUCGUUGAUCCUCAAAAUAAUUAUGAGGAAGGACAAAAUCUGUAUCCUGAACAAUUUCUGUGUGACCAGCAAGAUGAUCAUGCUGAAAAACAUGCCAAGAAUUGGAAUGGCCUACAUAAUGAAGAGAAAAAAUGUUUAUAUGAUGCUAAAGAAGAUUACUGUAACCAGAACAUUCAAGAGGAUCCAGAUAAUGUCUUUCUUGGUAGAGAUGGAUUUAAUGGUCCAAGGUGCUACCAACAGAACAAUUUGUAUCAUCUUCCUGAAAACUUUAGACCAUAUACAAAUGGCCAUAUACCAGAAUUUAACUGUCAACAAAGUAAAAUAAUAAACUUCCCAGAUGCUUCAAAGGAACAUCUUAAGCAGUUUGUUGCAUCUGAAGUUGUUAGUGGCCAGUCAGUGGAAACUUACAAAGUGACAUAUAAACCAUACCAAAAUGGAGUUCACCAAAAAAAUCCAGUAACCCCGGAAGGAAUGAGAAGAAAUGAAAUGUUUGAAGAUUUGCAGAAUGAAUUCUUGGGCAAUGAUGAAAAUUCUUCAGAGAAUAUGCAGAUUCUUCAGCUUCAAGCUCUAAAUAAAGCAAGAGAAAGACAACUGGAAGAAUUUAAUGAAAAGCUAGAAAAGAGUGCACAGCAGAUUAGGUAUCUGAGUCAUCAGCUUUCAAUGGUCAAAGAUGAAAAGGAUGGUUUGGCUGUUAGCCUUCAUGAAUCUCAAAAACUCUAUCAGAAUGGAAAAGAACGGGAAGUGCAUCUUGAAGGUCAAAUAAAGGCACUUGAAACUCAAAUUCAGACUCUUACUGCCAAGGAAGAGCAGAUAGUGAAGCAAUCCAAAGUGGCAGAGGUAGCCAUGGAAAGCAUGCAGAAGCAGCUGCUAGAACUUCAGCGGUCAGAUGCCCUUCAACGAGCCAGAGAACAGCAUGAUGCCAUUAUUUCAGCACUCAAGCAGAAGCAUGAAAAGCAAGUAUUGUCCUUAGAGCAGAACCUUGAUGCUACAAAAUCUGCACUCCGAGAGCAGAAAGAACUCUGCAAAAAUCUAGGAGAGCAUGUUAACCAACUGGAGAAAAUGCUUGAAGAAACCAAAUGUGAAAAAACUGAAAUAAUAAAUAGAUUGACAAGAAGUCUAGAAGAAAGCCAAAAGCAGUGUGCAAACUUACUGCAAACAGGCUCAAUACAGGAGACAAAUCAGUUACGGUUUCAGUUGCAACAAGCUCAGUCUGCACAUAUGAUAAGCAAUAAAAUGAACAAGGCUUUGCAGGAAGAAUUAAUGGAACUGAAAGAAGAAAUAACUUUGUAUGAAUCUGCUGCCAAAUUUGGAGUAUUUUUGAAUGAUGCAGACGGAGAGCAGCAUACAAACCUCAGUGAUUCCUACGUAGAUUUGGGAAUUAAAAAAAUCACCCAGAAAAACUCAGGGUUCUGCAGUAUAAUACAGAACAGAGGCAUGGAUGAAGAACUCUCUAAAGAUGAAAUUAUUGUAAAAUUAAAAGCUGAAUUGGAACGCUUAUUGAGCAGUAAUAAAAUGAAGAGAAACCAGAUUACUCAAUUACAAAAUGAUCUUAAGGAUUGCCAGAAGACAUUAGAGGAACUCAAGCAGUUGUUGAAAGCAGAAAAAGCAUCAAAAGAGUCAGAGGCAGUGAAGAAUAUAAAUGAUCCUUUGGUGGCCAAUCUGUUAGUUCCUGAUAAUCUUAAAGAAGAAGUUUGGAGACUCAGAAAGGAAAAUGAAACUUUGCUGCAAGAAGUUCAGAAACAUACUUUGACUAUUGAAGAACUGAAAGAAAAUGAGGAAAAACUGAAAAACUCAAACCAGGAUCUCUGCUGUCAGAUGAGAAAUAUGGUUCAAGAUUUUGAUGAGGAUAAGCAAGAAGCACUUGACAGGUGUGAAAGAACUUAUCAGCGACAUCAUGAGGAUAUGAAAGCCCAGUUUGAGAAAGAGUUGACCGAGAAGUAUGCUGCAGAAAAACAGCAGCUUCUACGAAGUCAUGAAGAGAGGGUCUCACAGCUGAAGGCUACCAUAGAGGAGCUGAACAGAGAGAUGACUGCGGUGAAGGAAUGUUACAUAGCAGUCUGUGGUGAGAAGGACACCUUGGAAGCUACUUUAAGGCAGAAAUUUGAGCAAGAGCAGCAGCUGAAAGAAGAGAAGCUCAAGAAACAUCUUCUAGAAGAAAAAGAAGAGUCUCUUAGCCUUCUGAGAAGCAAGCUUGAAGAGAAAUACAGUGAUUCUAUGAGAGCAGCAAAGCAGCAGUGGCUGAAAGAAAAAAGAGAGCAGGUUGAAAAGGAGGUUGCAUUAGCCAAAGCCCACUGGGAGAAGGAAGAAAAAAAGAAUAUAGAACAAGUCAUUGGAGAGAUAGAAGGAGAAUGGCAAAAUAAGCUGGAAGAAGUGAGAAGAACUGUAGCUGACUGCAAUGAUUGUGGCAGUCAAACUGACAGAGUGACAGUAGUGGAUGAUGCUUCAUUUAAAGAGUUAGCAAGGAUCAUUGCAGAUCAGAAGCUGCAGAUCAAGAAGGCUCUGAAAGAAAAUAUGUCCUCUGAAGAGCCCUUAAGAGAACUUGAAAUAGAACUGGAAAAUAAAUACUGUAAACACCUUGCCAUCCAGGUAGAGGAAGCUUUAACCCAAGCUCGUGACAAGUGGCUGCAAGUAUUAAGAGACCUCAGAGAGUACAAAGUAAAUCUGAAGACAGACCAAGAAAAGUGUGAAAGGGAACACAAAGGGACUGCAGCAAAGCAGUUAGCCCUGAUUCUCUCAGCUGCCGAAGAGAAGUGGAAGAAAGAACAUGAGAAUACAGAGAGAUCUGGAGCAAGAAUGAAAGAACUGGAGGAAAAGGUGGUUUCUCUCAGGAAGGAGCUGGAGCUAAAGAAAGAAGAAAUGCCUGCGGCUAUCAAAGCAGAACUAGCCAGAGCCCGUGCUCAGUGGAACAAAGAAAAGCAAGAAGAAAUCUUGCAGAUACAAGAGCAGAAUGAGAGAGACUAUCGUUUGUUCUUGGAUGACCACAGAAACAAGAUUAAUGAGGUACUUGCCACUGCAAAGGAGGAUCUUGUAAAGCAGAAGAACAAUCUCUCUGCUCAGAAAGAGGAGGAAAUUAAGAUGAUACUGGACAAGAAGCAGCGGGAGUGGGAAGCUCAGGAAACAAAGAGACUUCAGGAUGAGCUCAGUCGUUGUGAGGAGAAGAUUCUGAUUGAGCUUGAGCACUUAUUGCAAGAAGUCCACGAAGAGCUAGUUGAGUGCGCAGCUAGUAAGUGUUCCUGGGAGGACAGGUGUUCUGAUGCUCCUGAUCAAUUAAAUAAUCAGUGCAAAGGCAAACUGAAGGCAUGCUUACAGAAGGCCUACAGAAGAACAGUUCACACAAUUCUGGAAAAGGACAAGCGAGAAUGGAAAGAGAAACAUGGAGAGCUACUGAGUAAUGUCAGUCAAAAUGCAUACCCUAGCAUGCCCCGAGGCACAGGAGAAACUGGAGACCUGGUGACACCUCCUUUGUAUGGCAUUGGUCAGCAAGCAGAAACACAAAGAAAGCUGAGAUGUCUGCCCCUGCAGAGAACUGGAACAGAUGGAGGAAACGAGAAGUUUCUUGAAGCUCUAACUGCCGAAAACUGUGAGGUGAAGGCUAAACUGAGAGACCUGGGAACACCACCAAGGUCACUGUCAGAUGGAGGUGUCUCAAAACCCUGUACGUCCUGCUGCUCUGUGAAAGGGCUGGAAGAAAUGCGUGCUCUGUACAUUACAACUGUGAGCAAGAUUAAGAGUGAUAUGCUUAAUUACAUCCGUGGAAGUAAGGAGAGGGCUGCUGCUAUGAUUAGAGCAGAGGUUUUAAGAGAGCGCCAAGAGACGGCACGGAAAAUGCGGAAAUACUAUUUGACAUGUCUUCAGCAACUUCUUACUGAUAAUGGGAACUAUGAAAGAGCUGAGAAGAAAAUAAUGAAUGCUGCCAUCAAGCUUGUUACAAUGGCUAAAGGACUUGAAACCCCUCUUCGACACACGUCCCAGUGCAAAACUACCCACUCAGCUCUGCUGCUAAAUUCUGAUCUGCCAACCGGAGGAGAGUACUCAAAAAGUGAUGGCCUAUCUCAAAGUCGGCUAAACCACAUGGAAAGCAAAUCUUGUGGCGAAAGUAUUACUGAAAAAGCUAAUGAUAGAGUUGUUCAUAAGCGUGUUCCACGUGACUUGAGACAGCAAUUUGAUGCAACGCAGACUGAAACACAACAUAUGCUUCCUGAAACAGAUGCUUCAAAUAUUCAGAAUGGGAAUAAUACCAAAAAUCUGGUUGACUUUACUAGAGAUCAUCUGUUAGAGUUCUAUCCAAAUGAAGAUGGAAGAAGAGAAAAAUACAGCCCUAUCAUAAAUGUGAAUAAACCACUCCUGUGUGCAACUAGUAAUUUAGGACAUCAGAAUACCUCUCCAUCUGCCUUUCGUGUCAAGUUAGAUAAUAUGCAUGCACUCAGCCUUACAGAUGGCCUUGGUGUCUCAGAGCCAUCUCAUCAAGUGCUGAAGAAUCAAAAUGAAAGAUUAGUUUUGAAAGAAGAUGAAUGUAUACCAUUGUGUGGAAACUGGAAAACUACAACUGGAAGAACAAAAAACUCAGAUUUUCACAAAAUCUCUAGAAGGGAUGAAAGUAGCUGCAGUGAAUGGAAUUCUGUGAAUGGAAGUCAGUGUCUGGGUAGUAGUAAUAUGCCUGUGGUGCAUCCUGAACAAAAACCCAAUGCAAACAUCCAGGCAAAGUUUGUAUCCUGUGAAGAAUCUUUUUCCACUGCCGAUGAAAGUGUUGGUGGUACUUGGAGAGAACUCACCAAUGGCCAUGUCAAGAAUCUCAAAGUGAAAAACAGUAGUAAGUUUUACAGUAGAGGCCAGAUGAAAACAAAUCCAGAGUGUACUUCAUUCCUCAGAUCUGACAAAUCAAACUCUGCUGUCACACAGCUCAAUGUGUUGCCAAACUCAAAUGCACAAAAAUGCUGCGAGAAAUACUUGGAAAAGAAUGUCAUGGAAUCCCCAGUCUCUUCAGUAAGAUAGUGGUUUUGAUUUUUUUUUUUUUAACUUGAACCAAUAACAAUGAUUCCACAUUUGAAGGAAAAAUAUAUAUAUGUAAGUGUGAGGAGAGGGGAAAAAAACUGUUUCGUGACCAAUGUUACAGAAUUUGUGUUGCAUGAACUAAUUCUAUGCAAUUGCUUGAAAUAUAAAUGCAGACUUCUGUUUACUUUUGGAAUAACACUUUCACAGCUGUUUAUAGUGUAUUAUGUAUGUUUAUUAAAUAGAAUCUAUUUUUAUAUUAAGUGUGCAGUGUUUAUUUAAAACAAAGCUACUUUAGCUUGUGGUAAACUUUUUAAAUGCUUGUGAAAAUUCCUUCAGAACUCAAUGAGAAAUGUUUGAAACAAGUUUUUCAAUUGAGCUUUCUAUUUUGAAGAACCCCCCCCUUACUUCCUCUGUAUGUGUCUUCAUAAUAAAAGUGUAAAUACUUACUUUAAUUAUUAAAACAAAUCAACUAU